This is a messenger RNA of Nicotiana tabacum (common tobacco), 738 nucleotides long. The record is from RefSeq and is a predicted model, not a curated record. NCBI's taxonomy places the organism in Eukaryota, Viridiplantae, Streptophyta, Magnoliopsida, Solanales, Solanaceae.
AUGACUACCGUGAGAGGACUUAUAGAAGUAGCUGUAAAGAGAGGGUGGGACAUGUUUCAAAUAGAUGUGAAUAAUGCAUUUCUUCAUGGAAAUUUGAAUAAGGAAGUGUUUAUGGAGAUCCCACAUGGGUUAAUGGUGCCUGAAUCAGGGCUGGUUUGUAAGCUAAAUAAGUCUCUAUAUGGCCUGAAACAAGCCAGUAGGCAAUGGUAUGCCAAAUUAACAGAAGCACUUUGCUCCAGAGGUUAUGAGCAUUCUAUGCACGAUUAUUCAUUCUUCUAUAAAAUGAAUGGGGCAUCUUUGGUGUAUGUAGAAGUUUGCAGCUCCUUAUCAUCACCUCUUGACCCAAAUGUGAAACUCAAAGCAAAAGAAGGAGCUCCCCUGUCAGAUCGUAGCUGUUAUAGAAAAUUGAUUGGGAAACUGAAUUUCUUAACCAACACAAGAUUGGAUAUAGCCUUCAGUGUUCAACAUCUAAGCCAGUUUAUGCAAGAUCUAAGAGAACUACAUUUGAAGGCAGUCUAUCACCUGUUGAGAUACUUGAAGACUGAUCCUAGCCUAGGAAUUUUCUUUUCAAAAGAUGAUGACUACAUAGUGAAAGCAUAUUGUGACUUUGACUGGGCAUCUUGCCCAGACUCCAGGAAAUCAGUCACUGUCUACAUUGUCAUGCUGGGAAAUAGCCCCAUCAGCUGGAAAUCAAAGAAGCAGGAAACCAUUUCCUUGUCAUCAGCAGAAGCAGAAUAA